Microtus oregoni (creeping vole) is the source of this 1548-nucleotide messenger RNA. It is a transcript of the gene Fgf19, whose product is annotated as fibroblast growth factor 19. Gene Ontology annotation, biological process: regulation of cell migration; fibroblast growth factor receptor signaling pathway; positive regulation of gene expression. Gene Ontology annotation, molecular function: growth factor activity; fibroblast growth factor receptor binding. Lineage: Eukaryota; Metazoa; Chordata; Mammalia; Rodentia; Cricetidae. The transcript has 3 exons. Gene Ontology annotation, cellular component: extracellular region; cytoplasm. The record is from RefSeq and is a predicted model, not a curated record. The coding region runs from base 1 to 651 and encodes 216 amino acids.
AUGUGGAGAACGCAGAACGGGCGUGCAGUGGUCCGAGCCCUGGUCCUGGCCACUCUGUGGCUGGCCGUGGCUGGGCGUCCCCUGGUCCGGCGAUCCCUGGCUCUGUCCGAUGAAGAGCCACUCAUUCUCUACGGUUGGGGCAAGAGCACCCGCCUUCAGCACCUGUACGCCGCUGGUCCCCACAUCUCCAACUGCUUCCUGAAUAUCCGGAGCGACGGCUCCGUGGACUGCGAGGAUGAACAAAACGAACGAAGUUUGCUAGAGUUCCGCGCGGUGGCUCUGAAGACGAUUGCCAUCAAGGACGUCAGCAGCGUACGGUACCUCUGCAUGAGCGCGGACGGAAAGAUACAGGGGCUGAUUCGUUACUCGGAGGAAGAUUGCACCUUCAGGGAGGAACUGGACUAUUUAGGCUACAACCAGUACAAAUCCCCGAAGCACCGCCUCCACAUCAUCCUCAUCAGGUCCAAAUACAGGCAACAGCUCCAGGACAAAGCACCCUCCAACUUUAUCCCCGUGUUUCCCCGGUCCUUUUUGGAAGCCAGGGACCAGCUGGAGUCUAAACUGUUUCCCCUGCCCCUGGAUCCCGACAGCAUGGAUCCAUUCGGGAUGGUGGAAGACAUGGAGGUGAAGAGCCCCAGCUUCCAGAAGUGACAGACUUCCCACAGGAUGAAGAAAACCCCAAUACCCCAUGAAUUCCCCUUUAGGAGGAUGUGCUAGAAGCUGUACAUAUUCUAAGUGUCGUUGACCGUGUGUGGUUUUAGUGGCUAGACUUGAUCGUGAACCUAAAUUGACUACCUGCCCGGCUACCAUCUGAGUCCCACUGACUUAGGCGGCUGCUGACCUGUGGCUAGGUGACUCCAGUUCUGUUUGAAUACCUCCACUAAUGGGGAACUCACUCCUAUGAGACAUUCUUAAUUUUGAGCCAAAUCUGUGUGGUUUGGACAUUUUCAGCAGGGUAGCCAGAAAAUGUGAAGUCUACUUAAAAUUCAUGUGCAGGAGGUGGGCUCAGAAGUAUGUGUUGACUGGCUGGACCCUGUGGGGUCUCAACUUGCCCCCAAGUGCCUCCUGACUAGAACUGAUGGGGGUCACAAACUCGGAACAAAGAGCAGCUUGGAAAACCUUGGGAGCCUUGCAGGAUGAUUUUUGAGAUUAAGAAUUCCAGCUGACCACUUAAUUUCCCUUUCCCAUACUUCUAGAUAUCAGAUGGAAGUGGCCCUCAGCCAGGCUUAGGAGUGGACCCUCAGCUGAGUGGGUAGCCAAGCUGCCACCUGUGCCCCAGCAGUUUAUCUGCCCAGGUCACACCCCUUCUCAGAGCUCACCUGGGCUCUCCAACCCCAGAGUACGGAGCUCAUGGGCCGGCUGUGGCCACUUGUGCUCUUCCCCAGCUCCUGGCUCUUACCUCUGGUCACCAGGCAUUGUGUGGAUCGGUGGUGUGUCCCCUGCUGCCUGUAUCAACCUGCACCCUGCAUUUGCAAAAGAAUAACAAGAUUGGGAAGCCCUAAAUUUUUCAGCAGCUGCAGGGGAGCUGUGGCGCCUCUCCACCGCACU